This is a messenger RNA of Candidozyma haemuli, 1863 nucleotides long. RefSeq names its product Zn(II)2Cys6 transcription factor. Gene Ontology annotation, biological process: DNA-templated transcription; positive regulation of transcription from RNA polymerase II promoter by galactose. NCBI's taxonomy places the organism in Eukaryota, Fungi, Ascomycota, Pichiomycetes, Serinales, Metschnikowiaceae. Gene Ontology annotation, cellular component: nucleus. Gene Ontology annotation, molecular function: zinc ion binding; DNA-binding transcription factor activity, RNA polymerase II-specific; RNA polymerase II cis-regulatory region sequence-specific DNA binding. The record is from RefSeq and is a predicted model, not a curated record. The transcript has 2 exons. Bases 1 to 1863 code for a protein of 620 amino acids.
AUGACUUCAGAUCCAGAUAAUGAUAUAAACAGGUUUGCGUGCAAUGAGUGCAAGCGAAGGCGAAUCAAGUGUGCUCGAGAGCUUCCAGUUUGUGGAACCUGCCGUUCUGCUAAGAGACAUUGCCUAUAUGAGCAGUCCAAGCGGUCCCCUUUAACUCGAAAGCACUUGACUGAAGUCGAGGAAGAGCUCAACUUUACAAGACAGAUUUUGGCUAGGCAGUGUCCUGAGGUGGAUCUUCUGCAGUUAGUCGGUAAACUUCGAAAUGGCACGAGUAUAGAUGAACUUCCAGAGCUUGGGGAAGUACAGAGCUUGAAACGUCAAAGGAUGGAGCCCACACCACGUCCAGAUGUUUAUAAUUUGGGCCCAACUCCUCAGAUGAAUAUCCUGCUGCUUCUUCAACAUGAAGAAAACGAUUCACACGAACAGUCAAAUAUGCUCUUUCAGAUUCCUCAGUUUCUACCGCCGACCAUCAAUGAGACAAAUGAUGUUUCCAAACUGAAAAGUUCAAACACAUCUUCACCGCUUUCUAAUUCAUGCUCAAGUAAGUGCUCCUGGGAUGAGCGCCGUUCAAUGCUAGAUAGAAAGUUCUCGGUGACUGAUGGCAUGGCUACGACAGAGUCCAAUAGCUACUUGGGCGCUACUAGUUCUGCAGCACUCAUCAACUUGGUUGGAGGCGGCUACUUUCUUCACAAAAAUAGGCCUAAACGGCGUGAGAGCCAACACGGAUCACCAUCAUCUGCUUCAUCACUAGCCUCCAUAUCGGUUCCUUCCAAAGAGAGAAUUGAGCACUAUGUGAACUUAUACUUUGAGACAUACCAUAUUUCCUAUCCGAUUGUUCAUCGUCCACUAUUUCUUGCCCAGUUAAAUGAAGUGGUUGAGGCGCCACCUGGUUGGCGUUCGUUGCUUUACAUCGUAGCAGCGAUCGGUUCUUUUAUGUCUGCCACCAACGCUGAGGAUGACGAUGAUUUAACACUUUUGGAUUGCGCUAAAAAGGAACUAUCAAUAGAGGAUUUGGAGACAGGUUCACUCACGCUUGUUCAGACACUCGCUCUUAUAUCUAAUUAUCUUCAAAAGCGGGACAGACCAAAUUCAGGCUACAAUUACCUUGGUCUUGCUGCUCGUAUGGCAAUGGGACUAGGACUUCACAAAGACUUUACUGAAGCUGGAGAUCUGCUACUCAAUCAAGAAAUGCGUCGACGUGUCUGGUGGUGUCUUUACAUCUUUGACUGUGGUCUGACUAUCACUUACGGUAGACCAUUAGGUAUUCCUUGCGCCGGGAUAGAUGCAAAAUUACCAAUGAAUGUCGUCGAUUCCAAUAUGACAGCUAUGACAGCAACCAUUCCUCGACAAGAACGUGAACCAACAAACUAUACUAGUGUCCGUCUUCAGGCACUUUUCCAUAUGUUCACCAAUAGCAUCUAUGAGCGCAUUAUCAGCGAUCCAUUUCCCCUGGCGCAUACCCUACUUCGUUGGGACUAUGAGUUUAUUGAACGAUGGAAACUGAUGAUUCCUGACAGUUUUCAAGAAGAAGUAAACGUUGCAGCAAAGUUCAAAUUAGCUCAUGCUGUCUUGUACUGGCGAUCAAGGAAUCUACGAAUCAUCAUGUAUCGUACUUUCAUGUUGAAAAGGCUUUUCUCUGACAAGGAAGAACCGGUGGACGAAUACGAAACUAGGGCAGGAGAAAUAUGCCUACAAGAGUGCAGUGCUACUAUUGAGAGUAUGGACACGUUCUGGAGCGAGAAGGCUCAGUACAACAGAAUGGAUGCAUGGUAUUCACUUUAUUUCCUUAUACCUGCUGUGGUAAUGCCAUUGGUAUGUCUCCGGAAUGAUCCUGUUUCUCCAGAAGCAAACGGCUGGCAGUGA